Molecule: messenger RNA, 1242 nt
Organism: Thlaspi arvense
Lineage: Eukaryota; Viridiplantae; Streptophyta; Magnoliopsida; Brassicales; Brassicaceae
Source: the annotation of a GenBank genome assembly
AUGGACUGUUUUGCAGAUCCAAAAGAUCCCAGGUUACGAACACUAGAAAAUUCGUUCAUGUUGGGACCACUACUGAUAUACUCAAGCACAGCAAAUGAUCUGGAUAGGGAUCAAGUGCAGCAUGUGUUGCCUAAAGGGAUUUGGUUGGAUUUUGACUUUGAGGAUUCACAUCCGGAUUUACCAGCACUAUAUUUGCAAGGUGGAUCUAUUAUUCCUUUUGGUCCUGCUAUUCAACAUGUUGGUCAAGCUAAGCCAACAGAUGAUUUAUCACUUCUUGUGGCUUUAGAUGAGCAUGGUAAAGCUGAAGUCUCCAGAACUGAAGGGUCAUGGAAGAGGCCAGAACGCCGUUUACAUGUACAAUUAUUACUUGGUGGAUAUGCAAAGCUUGAUGCAUGGGGGGUUGAUGGAGAGGAAAUUCAAAUUACAGUACCUUCUGAAAACGAUGUGUCUGAGUUGGUGUCUAUGAGUGCAAAACAAUACAAAAUCCGAAUAGAAACUGCUAAGCAUAUUCCAGAGGUGGAAAAGGUUUCUAGAGUAAAGGGAAUUGAACUUUCAAAAACUCCUAUUGAACUGAAAAGUGGUGUUUGGGCUCUUAAAGUGGUUCCUUGGAUCGGGGGAAGGAUUAUUUCGAUGGAGCACCUUCCUUCUGGAAUUCAGUGGUUUCAGAGCAUGGUUGAAGUUAAUGGAUAUGAAGAGUAUAGUGGUACUGAAUAUCGGUCAGCUGGAUGUUCCGAAGAAUAUACUGUCAUUGAGCGGGAUCUUCAGCAGGCUGGAGAGCAAGAGUCUCUCUUGUUGGAAGGCGACGUUGGUGGUGGACUGGCGCUGGUUCUGCUGGAUUCUCAAGGUAUUCGUGUUUAUGGUGUGAACUUGUUAUGGCAUUGCUUGGCUUGUAUCUUUUGGCUUGUUUGCUUGAGAGUGCAUCCAGUGUUCACACUGGUGCACCCUGCAGACUCUUAUGUCUAUUUUACAUCCAUUGAUGGAUCCAAACAUGAAGUUUGGCCAGAAUCUGGUGAGGAGACCACAUAUGAAGGGGACCUUCGCCCAAACGGGGAGUGGAUGCUUGCUGAUAGAUGUCUUGGCUUGGGAUUAACCAACCGGUUCAAGAUCAGUGAGGUUUACAAGUGUCUCAUACAUUGGGGAAGUGGAACAGUUAACUUGGAGCUUUGGUCUGAAGAUAGACCAGUUUCAAAGGAAUCACCACUUGGAAUUUCUCAUGAAUAUGAGGUGAAAAGAAUUGCAUAG